Molecule: messenger RNA, 1664 nt
Organism: Danio rerio (zebrafish)
Lineage: Eukaryota; Metazoa; Chordata; Actinopteri; Cypriniformes; Danionidae
Source: RefSeq, a predicted model, not a curated record
ACAAAACAAUGACGUCAUCAUCACGCGUCUCAUGAUUUUCAAACCGGAUGUUUCAUUUGCAGUUCUGUACGACUGUAAUCUUAUUUUACUUUUUUUCAUAAACGCUUACACUUGCAGGUCUAUGGUAAAAUGUCUCAGAUUUAUCUAUCUUUAGCUGAAAUGUAAAGCAAUAGCAAGCCGCUCAAUCCUGUAAACAAUACACAUUUAGACUGCAGCUUAACAGCUAAACACAACAUCUAGGGUUUACGUUGACUGCAUAGCCGAAGUGCAACAUGGGUGCUGAGCAGAGUGGAGACGCAGAUCAUAAACAUUCAGACUUCAGUGCUUCAGUUGUACCCUCUCCAGCUAAGCAUAGAGCCAAAAUGGAUGACAUAGUAGUGGUUGCUCAAGGAACACAGUCGUUACGAAACAUCCACAAUGAUCCUGAUGUAAUAAAGCUACAGGAGAUUCCCACCUUUCAGCCACUACUGAAAGGUGUUCUCAGUGGACAAACCUCCCCCAGCACUGUGUGUUUAGAAAAGCUGGAUUCAGCACAGGUCCUGCAACUGUGUGUAAGAUAUCAGGAUCAUCUGCACCAGUGUGCGGAGGCUGUUGCAUUUGACCAGAAUGCUUUGGUCAAGAGGAUCAAAGAGAUGGACCUGUCAGUCGAGGCGCUGUUCAGCAUCAUGCAGGAAAGGCAAAAGCGGUACGCCAAAUACGCCGAGCAGAUCCAAAAGGUCAAUGAGAUGUCGAUGAUUCUGAGACGUAUUCAGAUGGGGAUCGACCAGACUGUACCACUCAUGGAGCGCCUCAACAACAUGCUGCCCGAGAGUGAGCGGCUGGAGCCUUUCAGCAUGAAACCUGAUGGAGAUAGCAAAUAAAAGUCUUAGUGUGUUGAUACUGAUUGACUUUGAUACUGAUUGACCUACCUCAGGUCUCUUCUGGAUGUUACCAAUGGAGCACAUCACUUUUGCACUGGAUUGCUUAUCGUAUGCCUGGAUCAGGUGUUUCCUGGCGUAAAUGAAGUUACAUGGUACAAAAGAUGAAAUUAUAUUACUGAAAAUGACAAUUGUGUGUGUGUGUGUGUGUGUGUGUGUGUGUGUGUGUGUGUGUGUGUGUGUGUGUGUGUGUGUGUGCGUGUGCGCGCUCUGGUACAUAUUUACUCAAUAGGCUUAAUGGAGUGCUCUUGAAGGGCAUGACAACAUUCAGAAUGCUAUUCAAUGAGAAGUCAUUAAUGCAUAUGAUGCUCUUGCACUUAAGGUUGUCUGCAGACUCUCUGUAAUUAAAGUUGUUGGCAUUACAGUUUCUGUUUUCAUGAGAGAUUUAUUAAACACAAUACUUUUUUGGCAUGGGAUUUGAAAAAAAAUAUAUUGAUGAAUUUGGGGGUUGCACAAUAUAUAGUGUAUAUGUAGUGUAUCUUGUGUAUAGGUAUAGUAUGCAGUGUAUCAUGUCUGUAUAUGUAUGGAGUAUGGAGUGUAUCAUGUAUAUGUAUAGAGUGUGCAUAUGUGGAAAAAGUGAAGCGCUAUGAAUACUUUCCGGAUGCACUUUAGUUUUUUUUUUUUUUUCAAUGAUGCAGUUAAUCAUCCACAACCUUGACAAACCAAGCGAGCAGCAUUUUAAAUUUCAACAAAGACCACAGUUUCAGCUAAAAAUAAAUAAAUAAGCAUUUGCUGGGGCAGAUUUAA